Suillus fuscotomentosus is the source of this 1699-nucleotide messenger RNA. RefSeq lists its product as uncharacterized. The transcript is spliced from 8 exons. The record is from RefSeq and is a predicted model, not a curated record. NCBI's taxonomy places the organism in Eukaryota, Fungi, Basidiomycota, Agaricomycetes, Boletales, Suillaceae. The annotation marks the transcript as partial.
AUGGCAGCCCUCAACGUCGCAGGCAAUCCUAUCACCAGUGGAAAGCGUCCAGCUGGAACUGUGCUCCUCGAGGAGCCUAUAAAACGUUUUCGAAUUCCGACUGUGAAAGCCGAAUGCAUCAUGGACGACAGCAUCGAUUUGGUGACUUAUUGCGCACCUGAGGAGAUCGACAUCAUCGACGCUGAAACAGGGCAGAAGUAUCAAACUUGUCGCAUCCCUGUCAUGAUGAGCGGCGUACUCAGAGGUUUUGUGCCGCUCCCCAGGCGAUACGAAGGGGUAUGGUUGGAAUUAGCUUACAAUAUUGUCAUGUUCAGGUGCACAUGGAAGUUUUGGGCGGAGGAAGAGAGAAAGGCAAGGAGAAGGCAACACAGGGACAAUGCUGCCACAUUGCGUCGCACAACUGGCACGCAGCUCGCGCAACACAUGUUGGCUAGGUUGAUCGCCGUUCGAGAAUUGGUCAGCUGGGAGCAUGAUACUGAAAAGUCCGGUCAUGAGAGGGUCCGAACUCUAGACGAAUGGAAGAUUCGAUCGUCCCGCGACAUGUUUAACAUUCCCUACGAUAAGGUGCCAGUCGCAGAUCGCAAGUUUCUGGCUGCGGAUCCUAUCAGAGCAGAAAACCUCGCGCUGUUCGAAGGGGAUUGGAACCUGGACGAAGAGGGCAAGAGGAUGUUGUCACCACCUGAAGACCUUGCGGAAUGGAUUCAUGGCGAACUCGAAGAAUUUGAGGAAACGUUUAACACUAUCAUCAAACCUCAAGCUCUGAAAGAUCUCAAGUCAUCUGGUAUUUAUCGGCAAACUCAAUACGAACAAGGGGCAAGGCUUCCGACGCAAUGGCAUGAGGGCCAUGAACCUCAUCCUUACUUUUGGAGUGUGAAACAGUGGAAUUGGACGGCUGCAGGGAACGAUGUCUGGCACAAGCCUAUUGACUUUCUGUAUUACGUUCUCAAGGAAGACCCGCCUUACACUCAGUUCGAGGAGUUCACGCAAGAUCUGGACGCUCUAUUCAACAUGGUCGUUAUAGAGCCUGCCUUGCCAAAGAUUCAUGGACUCGCCCACCAGCUUUGGUACGGAGAACGGACUUGGAGAGAGUUCGUGAAGGCCUUGUUGGACAACCACCUGCAAAUUCGCGGGGCUGUCACUACCACAUCGGAGCAAAGAGACCCAAACAACGUUUUUGACAACUUCGACGGUCGUUUGGUACUGGAAGGUUAUGUUCGUCGGCACAAUUUGAGCCCAGAGCAACCUUGGGACGACUCGGACGUAAUGGUAUGGUCGUCUCUGAAACGAGUCUACGAGAAACAGUACAAGAUAGGUUGCAAAUGGAUGAUUUCACAAAUCAUACAGGGCCACAAGGUAACAGAUGUGAUACGGGCAGCGGGGCCAUGGUGGAUCGAAAGGCAGAAGAAGCUGGCAGAGAAGGCGGGGGCAGAGGCGAACACUAACACCGCUGAGAAUGAAGAUCAUGCAGGUCAAGCUGUUCCUUCUGGACAGGACAAGGAAAUGCAGCAGGACAAAGAUCUUCACUCGUCGAGCACUGGGCCUGACGCCCUCGAUGAAACAAUGCAAAAUGGCACUGAUCAAUCCACGAAUGAUGUGAACAUGGAAGAUGACGGUGGCGUGCAGGGAUCUGCUCAGUCUGGAGAAGAGAAUGAGCACAACGGCCAAGCAAAUGGGACGUCGGACGCUGCGACGGAGAAUC